AUGAAGCUUUCUGGAACAUAUAUUGCCGUUCUUGCUGGCAGCCUUUCUCUCUUGGCUCCAACUUUGGCUGCUCCAAUUGCGAGUGAAUCGACUGCUCUCAAGCCGAGGGCCAAUGAUGCCGAUGAUUUCAUUGCUCCUAUUGUGUACCUUGUAGCGAAGGAGGGCUAUGAAGAGCCAGCCAAGCGAAGCCUUCUUAAACGCACUGAUCUAGAGGACCUUUCUGACACCAUGAUCCUUGUGCGUGUCACGGCAUCUGCUGCGUACGCUGAGGACGUUGCUGCAGCCGAUCCUGAUGCUGUCCUGGGCACUGCCUCUAGUGUCUAAGGUCAUCUGGGAAGUGCUCCCAGCGUUCGUGAAUGAAGAGAGCUUUGGGAAUCAUGCCAAG
This is a messenger RNA of Aspergillus ibericus CBS 121593, 385 nucleotides long. RefSeq lists its product as uncharacterized. Bases 1 to 324 code for a protein of 107 amino acids. Lineage: Eukaryota; Fungi; Ascomycota; Eurotiomycetes; Eurotiales; Aspergillaceae. The record is from RefSeq and is a predicted model, not a curated record. The transcript has 4 exons.